This is a messenger RNA of Haliotis rubra (blacklip abalone), 2341 nucleotides long. RefSeq names its product monocarboxylate transporter 13-like. Gene Ontology annotation, molecular function: monocarboxylic acid transmembrane transporter activity. The coding region runs from base 1 to 1410 and encodes 469 amino acids. NCBI's taxonomy places the organism in Eukaryota, Metazoa, Mollusca, Gastropoda, Lepetellida, Haliotidae. Gene Ontology annotation, biological process: transmembrane transport; monocarboxylic acid transport. The transcript is spliced from 8 exons. The record is from RefSeq and is a predicted model, not a curated record.
AUGCCUUUCUACACGAUCAAGGUUGGAGUCCGUACUUCGUUCUCGCUGCAGUUAUACCUAAUAUCCAUGGGAACUAUAACUGGAGAGCUGAGCGGAAGUGACGUCAGAACGAGAGGCCCGCCUGAUGGAGGAUGGGGAUGGGUGUGUGUUGUUGGGAGACUCUACUGCCAGUUCUGUGUUCUGGGAACAGCGACAGCGUUCGGCAUCAUCUACGUCGAACUCAUCGACUACUUCCACACCUCCAGGGAGGUCGCCGCGUGGAUAGGAUCUCUGGCAAUUGGGCUGAUCUUCCUCACAGGACCCCUGGCUUCGUAUCUGACAGCGAGAUUUGGUAUACGGAAGACAACACUUGCUGGAACUCUCCUGGCCUUUGUGGGCUGCUUCAUCAGCUGGUUCGCCACGGGGAUCACCUACCUGUACAUUAGCUACGGCGUCUUACUAGGCAUAGGUCUUGGCUUGGUCUUUGUGCCCUCAACUCUGAUCGUGGUGCUCUACUUUGACAAACACAGAGGACUCGCCAACGCCAUAGCAUCCUGUGGGAGCGGUAUUGGGACGCUGGCUCUGCCCCCUCUUUACACCUACCUGCUAGGGGAGUACGGCUGGAGGGGCACGCUGCUUCUACUGUCUGGCCUCGUCCUGAACGGCGUAGUCUGUGCCGGCGUCUUCAGAACCCCCGACUAUAUAACAGCCGCCAGGAAGAAGGGCCCGGCUGAGAAGAGCAGACAGAGCUGGGGUCAGUUCUUCAGCUUGUUCUGUAAUCCCUGCUUCACGAUGUUCGUCAUCGCUGGAUCAGUGGCACAACUUGGAUACAUAGUGCCAUUCGUCCAUCUACCCGACAUGGCGGCACAGAUGGGCAUUGAGAAGUACAUGACGGCGUAUCUCAUCUCCACCAUGGGCGUAUCCAACAUCGUCGGCCGGGUUUUCAUGGGCUGGGUGAGUGACCUCCCCUGCGUAAACAUCAUCUUCCUGCACGGCUUGUCGCUGAUGGUGUGUGGUGUCGCUACUGUCGUCAGCCCACGUCUCUCCCAAUUCUAUGCCCUGGCCGGCUAUUCCGUAGUACAAGGCGUGUGUAUUGGUGUGUAUGCUGGUUUCAUCCCUGUGAUUCACUCCACGAUCGUCGGCGUACACCGUACAGGUGACGCCCUGGGACUGGGCUCCGUCUUAUCUGGUGUCAUCAGUAUGGUAGCGUCUCCCAUCGCAGGCUGGUUAUUUGACACUACCAAGAGUUACAAUGCAUCUUUCUACUUGGCCGGGUCCACUUUCAUCCUCUCGGGGGUGAUGGAUAUGUUUGUUCUUCUCCUCCACCGACGUCAAACAAGGAAACAAGAAGAAGAAGAGAAAGUGAAAACAGCGGACGCGUCCAAUACACAUACAGCUUCGCUCGCGCUGAUGGCCAAGUCAGGGAACUGAAUGGCGAGUGUUUGUUAGAGACAGAUGUGGAAAGUAGAAAAGCAGAGAUAAAUCUUGUGGAACAACAGAAGAAUGAUGUCUGGAUCUGUGUUUAUAAAACAUGUGUCAGUGGCAAUGUAGACCAUAUACGAUCCUAAAGACCCUUCUUGUCGAUUUGAAGAAUUUGCUGAUGGCAUCGAGGAACAACAGAACGCGCUUUUGUUCAACUCAGGUAUCGAGGAGAGAAUGUUAAUUAUAAAGAAAUAAUAAGUGCAUGCUAUAACUUCUUGAUAUUUGUAACUGUACAUUUUAGUGAUUUUGGAUGCUGGUAUUUCCAUUUAAGCCAUAUAACGGCAUAAUGCUUCAUUCUUUAGAAACGAACGCUAUGACGCCAUCCAUUGCUUAUGGCAUCAAAAAUGAUUAUGGUACGUUAUUCUUACCAUAUGGAUACCGUCAGUAAAAUGUCUCUGGCGGGAUGACAGUUCAUGUUGAUUCAUCAUUUCCUACUUUUUUAAAGUUGGCGGUAGAAUAGUCUAGUGAUUAAAGCGUUCGCCCACCACGCUGAAGUCCCGGGUUCGAUUCUCCUUGUAGGUGUAGUAUGUAGAGCUCAUUUCUGGUGUCCGCCGCCGUCAUUGUGCUGGUAUAUUGCUACAAUGGGACUAAAUGGGACUCACUGACCCUUUGAUAUACUCAAAGCGUAAUACACAGAAUUAUCUACCCGAAAAUCGGAAUUCCAGACUGUCCAAUAUAAAUGACGGUUUCUCACCAAUACUUGGAGACAAACUUUACUCAGGGUCAAAAACGAUGACGAAACAUCAGAUACAUAUUUGAAAUCUCUCAUCCAGUAGACAGAAAUUACGCCAUUGUACUGAUAUGUCUUGACGUCACAACGGUACACGAAUCUGUACCGAAUCGUCGCACUCUCGUAAUAAAAAGAAGUUGUUAUCCAUAA